This is a messenger RNA of Phyllopteryx taeniolatus (common seadragon), 2292 nucleotides long. RefSeq names its product intraflagellar transport 57 homolog (Chlamydomonas) (gene ift57). The coding region runs from base 534 to 1754 and encodes 406 amino acids. Gene Ontology annotation, biological process: non-motile cilium assembly; intraciliary transport. The record is from RefSeq and is a predicted model, not a curated record. The transcript has 11 exons. Gene Ontology annotation, cellular component: cilium; Golgi apparatus; intraciliary transport particle B. Lineage: Eukaryota; Metazoa; Chordata; Actinopteri; Syngnathiformes; Syngnathidae.
UGGAUGAAUUUUACGCAAGUAUUCCUCUAUGAUUAUGAGUUAUUUCAUUAUUAAAGUUAUUUUAUGCAGUUGAUUUUUUUUUUUAAUGACACCAUAGUGUAGCACUGUAGUUGAAAAGGCAAACUUGGUCUACACCCCAAACCAGUACAUGGCGGUAAUGCACCUAAACGCUAUUUGCACCAAGCGAAGAAGACAUCGAAGCAAAAGAAGAAGAAGGAAAAGUAGUAGUAGUCGUCUCUCCCCUUUUUCCUUUUAAUACUUUGAAUGCUUCCUCCAGAACAAAGUCAUCUAAUUCGGGUCGAGUGUUGUCGUCUCAUCACAUUUGACCGCUUUUCUGUUCCUGUCGUGUGGACAUGAAGCACAAUGUCCGGCACACGGCUAACAGUUAGCUAGCUCGCCGUUGCCUGACAACAGCCCGCAAACGCAUCCGCUUAGCUUAGCCGCAUGCAAACUUGUCUCGUCUCCUCUCUGGUUCGGACGCGGGCAAGUCGGCGCGGAAAGAAAAAAAGGAGGUCGUUUGCUCGGGAGCCGAGAUGGCGGACGACGGUCGCCGCGGCUGGGAGGAGGACGAACGCGGCCCGGGAGCUUCUCACCACGGCUUCGUGCUCAUGGAGGCGCUCCUGGACAAGCUGAAAAUGUUAAACUGCGACCACGAGCUGCUGGAAAAACACAACAUGAAACCUCUCUCCAGACAUUACUUUGUGUCCAGCCCUUACCUGCCGCACAAUCCCGGCGAGCAAUUCUACGUGUUCACCGUCACGGCCGCCUGGCUCAUCAACGCGGCGGGCAGAAGCUUCGCCGAACCUCAGGAGGACGACGAGCCCGCCGCCGCCGUCGCCAACAUCCUGACCGAGCUCAGGGCGCUCGGUGUGAAGGUGGACUUCCCGCCGUCCAAGCUGAAGUCCGGUUCAGGUGAGCACGUGUGCUUCGUGUUGAACACGCUGGCUGAACACGCGCUCAAGAGGCGGGGAUUCUCCUUUAAAAGACCAAAGUACCCGACGGACACCGCAGAAGAAGAAUCGGUGAUGGACGACCACGCCGAACUGACACUCAACAAAACGGACCACGUCGUCGAGGAUGACGACGAAGACGAGGAGAACCUGGUGGACUUGGAGGCGCCGACCCCGCAGAGCAGCGUCAAAGAAGCGGCGGCGGCCAAACCCGAGGACAUCCAGCGCGCCACGGUGGACGCGGCCGCGUGGAACCUGGAGGUGGAACGAGUCCUGCCCCUCCUCAAAGUCACCAUCAGGACCGACAACAAGGACUGGAGGGUCCACGUGGACCAGAUGCACCGGCACCAGGACGGAAUCAAGUCUUCCCUCCGUGAGGCUAAGGGCUUCCUGGACAAGCUGCAGGAGGACAUCAGCAGGACUUUGGAGAAGGUGUCCAGUCGGGAGAAGUACGUGAACAAGCAGCUGGAAGCCGUCAUCGGCGAACAUCGCGCCGCCCGCGCCAAACUCAGCGAGGUCAGGGAGCGCUACCAACAGGCCAGCGGGGGCGUGGCCCAGAGGACGCAACUCCUGGCAGAGCUGAGUGAGGAGUUGGAGAAGGUGAAGCAGGAGAUGGAGGAGCGCGGGAGCAGCAUGUCGGACGCAGCGGCGGUGGUGAAGAUCAAGCAGAGCGUGACGAAGCUCAAGCAGGAGACGGUGCGGAUGGACGUGCGUGCGGGCAUCGUGCGGCACAUGCUGCUGCAGGCCAAACUCAAGCGCAAGUCCAACUUGAUGAGCGCCGACGAUGCGCAGACCUUCGCCUAGUCGUGGCCGGUACAUCUUUGACAUUUGUUUUUUUUUCUUGAUAUUAUUUACUGUCAUUAGUUUUGAGAGUUUACAACCCCCGACCUCAGACGCUCUAAGCAGUCGUCCACCGUGCCGCCGCUUUAACGUGUUGACAGUUAUAUGUAUUGUUUACAACUUUCGGUUGUGUUAUUCAAAAAUAAGCACGUUAACAAGAAGAAUGUUUAUUGUCAAAAUGGUCCUCUGAGAGCAGAACAAGAACAAAAGCAGCUGGAGGACCCAUAUGGCCAUCAAGCUGAAGCGGUACAAAAAUGUACAGCCGUCAUCGGGGAAUGACGGACAUUUCGAGAAACGUUGCACACAAACAUCCAAAAAAUGUACAGCAAAGAAGGCACUCGUUUGUGUGCGUGUGUGUGCGUCUUUGGAUGGCUGACGUGUUGGCGGAGUCUUACGAAUGCUACACUUAAAACAAAAUAAAACAAAACCAAAAACUCAACUAGCGCGCGGUGACCUUUUACAGCGUGCAACCACAGCGACAUCCUGACAUCUUUAUUAAAAA